This is a messenger RNA of Boleophthalmus pectinirostris (great blue-spotted mudskipper), 1048 nucleotides long. Its product is annotated as homeobox protein Hox-A5. The coding region runs from base 121 to 996 and encodes 291 amino acids. The transcript is spliced from 2 exons. Gene Ontology annotation, cellular component: nucleus. Gene Ontology annotation, molecular function: RNA polymerase II cis-regulatory region sequence-specific DNA binding; DNA-binding transcription factor activity, RNA polymerase II-specific. Gene Ontology annotation, biological process: regulation of transcription by RNA polymerase II; anterior/posterior pattern specification. The record is from RefSeq and is a predicted model, not a curated record. Lineage: Eukaryota; Metazoa; Chordata; Actinopteri; Gobiiformes; Gobiidae.
UAUAGGGCGCGCUAAAGCACAAGAGCCACAAAUCACUUCCGAAAGCGCGCGUCUUUAUGCGGCUUUACCUGAAAUAAACGAUUAAAGGCGAAAGGAAAGCAAAGGUGGAAUUGUCAACAAAUGAGCUCCUAUUUUGUGAACUCAUUUUGCGGACGCUAUCCCAACGGCGCGGACUUCCAGUUACAUAAUUAUGGCGAGAGCGGAGAGUACAGGGACACGACGGGGAUGCACUCCGCCAGGUACGGCUAUGGCUACAACGGGAUGGACCUGAGCGUGGCGCGGGGGAACGGCGGCGGGCACUUCAGCGAGCGCACGCACGACUACUCCCCGGGUCCCUCUUCCUCGACCCCGUCCAUAGACCCGGGCAGGUACGCGCAGAGCGGCAACCCCACUGCCCCGUCGGCGAACAACACCUCCCCGCUGCCCCUGUCCUCUCCUCCGCCGCCCCCGCAGCAGCAGCAGCAGCAGCAGCAGCCCGAGCCGCUGCCCUGCGCCGCUUCCGUGUCCCAGGCCGGCGACGCGCGGCCGGGGAAGAGCGCGGGCAUGGGCAGCCCUCCGCACGGGGCCGGCGCCGCGACGGGGGGGAGUAUGAUGCUGAGCCGGGACUGUAGCGUGGCCAAAGCGGCGGCAGUGGCGAACUUGGAGGAGGAGAAGCCCACGGGGAGCGCGCCCAACACCCCCCAAAAUGUGAGCGACAACGGGCAGCCCCAGAUCUACCCGUGGAUGCGGAAGCUGCACAUAAGUCACGACUUGUCAGGUCCCGACGGUAAACGAGCUCGGACCGCCUACACGCGCUACCAGACCCUGGAGCUGGAGAAGGAGUUCCACUUCAACCGCUACCUGACGCGCAGGAGGCGGAUUGAGAUCGCCCACGCACUGUGCCUCUCCGAGAGACAGAUCAAAAUCUGGUUCCAGAACCGGAGAAUGAAGUGGAAGAAGGACAACAAGCUGAAGAGCAUGAGCAUGGCGGCGGCGGGAGCGGGGUACAGGCCCUAGUGGAGCUCUGCCCCCCCGAACCCUCACGGAACCGGAGGAGGUCUGAAUGUCA